AUGGAGUCAUCAGAGGAUGACGAUCACUUCACUAUUAAGAAGCGACUUCAGUUGCAACUGGAGCAACAACAACAGAAGCUGCGAAAGAAGUUUAUGAGCUUGGAACAGCGGCACCGACGAAAGAAGGAUAAGCAUAGAAUCAAUAGCUCGGGUGAUAGCGAUAUCAACAACAACGGCAACAACAACAACAACAAUAUCAAUAACAACAAUAGAAAUGAUAAUAUACGAGAACAACAACCACCAUCACCGUCAAUACAACCACAGGAUCAGACGAUUGAAGCACUGUACGAUCACAUUGAAUCACUUCAUCUUCAAGACUUUGAGUAUGAGUAUGACUAUGAGUACGAAUACGAUUCGGACGACGACUCGGACGACGACUCGGACGACAGUUACGACGAAGACUCGACCAUAAGCAACCCAAGCUACAACGAUAGCAACAUCAGUACGGCCACCGCCGACAACUUCACGUUUGCAAGAGUGUCCCGUCUGGACGCUUCAAACCUCACAUCUUUCACCGACUCUGCCAUCAACCAUUCAAACGACGACAUUGGCAGCAGCAGCAAUCUAAGCGGCAGCAAUGGCAUCAGCAACAGCACAACAUCCACAUCAAACACUGCACUGGGCGGGUCUGCCGUCAACAAUCUAAAGUAUCAGAGUCCUCGCCAGAGACUAUCACAUAGUCUCAGCAAGAAUGUAAAUAGCAUGAAGGCAUCCCUUCACUCUUUCACUCCUCCCCUCCUCAAGAAGCCGAGGAAGAGGUCUAACUCCACAAUGGUGGAGGAUCACUUGUAUAAGAAGACUUACUUCGCAAGAGAAGAGCUUCACAGUCUGUACAAUCUAUUCAAGAAGGAGGAGAUUAGUCUUCAUGACUUCUCAGAGUUCUUGAUAUAUCAAGGAAUAUGGUUCCUUUGCAAUCUGCCUCAGGCCGUUGAUAUCCUGUCAGAGGUGUUGGUAGUCAGUGACAGGGUAUCAUUCGAUCUGCUCUCAAGAUCAUCAUCAAUGUCAUCAUGUGUCACUGAUAGCUCCAAGAAGAGUGUCAAGCCUCCUCCAACUGCACCUUCAUCUUCACAAUAUCUACAAGUACCUAAUACCUCACCAUCCUCCGAGAUACAACAAGCACCAUCAGCAUCAUCCUCAACAACAACAGCAUCACCAACUGAUCAACCACAGAUUGAAUCAGAUCAUGAUCUACCUCAAGAUCAACAACAACAACAACAUGAUAAGAACACAGAUAAUGAUACAGCUAGUCAGGCACACAGCGAGGAUGUUGAGCUGUUCAGGAGGAAGCUGACCAUCAUCAAGGAGUCAAAGAUUUACAGUGGCAAGACGUUGGAGGACAAGGAGUUUGAGUGUCUCAAUCGAUCACCAUUGGUCAACCGAUGGAGAACAGUCAUUGAUCGUCUGGUGCGACUCAUGUUCAACUACAUCACCAAGGCCUACUCCUUGGGACCCACACAGAACCCAACCAUCUCCCACAUCAUCGACCUUAUCUCUGUAAUGACCAGAGGUACCAUCAAGGAAAGGUCUGAGCUUGUGUUCAGACUUUGCAAAAAGAAGACUGAGGAUGUAAUAUACAAGUCAGAGCUCAGGGACUUGGUCAGAAUCAUUGAUUCAUUGGCUAUACUCCAUGAGUUUGGUUAUGGUAACAUUGGUACACCUGAUGAGAUUGUGAACACCAUCUUCAAAGAGUCGAGUAGCAAUGUCAAUUCAAUCCAGAGGAAUGGACACCUGAAGCACAGCGAUCCCCACAAGGAGACCAAUCCAUCAAUGCUCCUGGACUCAUUCCUCAGACGUGCCAAUCGCAAUCCAGACCUACCACGUUGCUUUGGUCUCUUUGAUCUCAUCUACGUCUGUUUCGUCAAGCCCAUCGAAGAUCUACACACCAACACAUCACACAAGUCAUGCGCGGGAUACUUGUACAAGGUGAAGCGUGCUGGCUUCUUGAAGUACGCCUACUCAUUGCGUUACUUUGAGUGUCGCAAUGGCUUCCUGGUGUCCUACAAGAGACUUUCAAGCAAACCAUUGAAUGUGAUAUGUCUGUUCAAUACCAGUGUCAAGGUGCUGCCAAAGGAGCACCCCAACCAUCACAACUACCCAUCGAUCAUCAAGAAGGUGCUGCGAUCCAACCCCAAGGAGAUCCAGGAGAGCAAGGAUGCCUCGGACUUUGUCCUGCGCACAUUCGACAAGGAGUACACAUUCAUCGCGCUGUCCACGUCCAAGGCGUCGAUGUUUGUCAACACGAUCCGAUCCAACUCCAAGGGAUCAUACCGUUAUCAAUCGUACGCCUGUCAGCGUGACGACAUCCAGGUCAACUACUACAUCAAUGGUGCCGACUACUUUGAGCGCGUGUACCAUGCAAUCAAGAACGCACGCAAUGAGAUCUACAUUGCUGGCUGGUGCAUCUCGCCUGGCCUGUCAUUGAUCCGCGACCCUACAAUGUCCGACCACGACAACUACCAGCUGGAUAAGCUUCUGUGCAAGAAGGCCGUGGAGGGUGUCAAGAUCUACAUCCUGAUCUGGGACGAGACGAUCAUUGCAAUGGACCUGGGCAGCCGCUUUGUCAAGUCGCUGUUUGAGAAGCUGCAUCGCAGGAACAUCAAGGUGAUCAGACAUCCACAGUUUGUGCCGCUGUCCUGGUCGCAUCACCAGAAGAUCGUUGUGAUCGAUCACAUGUUGGCCUACAUUGGCGGCCUGGACCUUUGCUACGGUCGCUACGACACGCAUCACUUCCCCCUGAGCGAUGUUGAGGAGAAGACAUUCCAUGGACCCGACUACAUCAACACCAGUGUGAUCAAGCCCAAGUCUGGCGAGCGCAUAUGUUUGGUGGACCGAAAGUUCCAUCCGAGGAUACCCUGGCACGAUGUGUCCAUCUCUGUCAAUGGCAAUGCUGCGCGAGACAUUGCCACCAACUUUAUUCAGCGUUGGAAUCACGCCAAGAACUCCAACAGGGACUACAAGAAGUACCCGUAUCUUGUGCCGACGCUGGAGCCCGUGCCGCCAACAAAUGGCACGUCCAAGGUGCAGAUCGUGCGUUCAGUCAGCGACUGGUCGGCGGGCCAGUCGCUGGAGAACUCUAUCUACAAGGCCUACGUCAACAUCAUCAACAUGUCGCAGCACUUUAUCUACAUCCAGAACCAGUUCUUUGUCUCGUCCGUCGGCACCACCGUGCCCAACAACCAAGUAUCCUUCGCCAUCCUCAAGAGGAUUGAGAAGGCCAUCCUGUCAAACGAGACAUUCAGAGUGAUUGUACUACUACCUGUACAUUGUGAAGGUGAUCUCUACACUCUUGAUACUCAGAUGAUUGUCAAGUGGACUCACAAGUCAAUUCAAGGCAUCAAGUUAGAGUUGCAAUCAAAGUACCCCGGUGUCGACAUCGAUCAGUACUUGUCGUUCAACUCGCUCCGAUCAUGGUGCGUCACCAACGACGUCAUAUUCACCGAGCAGAUAUAUGUGCAUUCAAAGUUGAUGAUUGUCGAUGAUAGGAUCUCGAUCAUUGGCUCAGCAAACAUCAACGAUCGCUCAAUGGACGGCUCCCGCGACUCUGAGAUCUGUGCCGUCAUCGAGGACACUGAGAUGGUGGAGUCGCACAUGAACGGUCAGCCCUACAUGGCCGGCGCCUUUGCCAGGAAGCUGCGCGUGCAACUGUGGGAGAACCAUCUGGGUCUGACGCUCCAGCCCGACGCCACGGUCAGCGCAGCGAUCCUCGAUCCAAUCGUCCACUCCACUUACAAUGGCGUUUGGAGAGAGAUCACCAAGCGCAACACGCUCGUCUACAAGCACACCUUUGGCACCUAUAUCCCAGACAACUGCCGCAAGAUCUCACAGUACAAGCGAGAUGGACGUCUUCCAGCCUCCAUUCUCGAGAACACCCAACUGCACAGCAUCCGAGGCUACCUCAUCGAGUUCCCCAUGGGCAUGUUUGUCGAGGAUGGUGAGCCAUCCUCUGUCUACUCUGACAUCAUCACUGGUAUGAAGCUGAUCCUCUAG
Messenger RNA from Acytostelium subglobosum LB1, 3987 nucleotides. RefSeq lists its product as hypothetical. Gene Ontology annotation, biological process: cell motility. The record is from RefSeq and is a predicted model, not a curated record. Gene Ontology annotation, molecular function: catalytic activity. The transcript is spliced from 5 exons. Bases 1 to 3987 code for a protein of 1328 amino acids. NCBI's taxonomy places the organism in Eukaryota, Evosea, Eumycetozoa, Acytosteliales, Acytosteliaceae.